AGUCGAGCUGGUGAUGAUCUCAUUUCGGAAGGGCAGCUUCGCGUUGAAGUGAUCGUUUAUUUUGUCAAACAAAAUUGUGUACCCUUUGAUGUGAGAACAGACUGACUAACCGAGUAACGGAAGCGGGAGCCUUAGCGGCACACGAAAGUCCGAGGGCGAGAGAGAGAGAGAGAGAGAGCGAGAGAAAAAGGCAGUUGUGAUCUCCAAUCAACAAAUUAAAUCGCGGUGUCCUGUGCUACUGAACGUCAAUCAACAACACGAAUCACACUCUCUCGCAGCAAAGAUCAUCUUUGGUUUAAUUCUCACGUUUGAGAAACACAAGUGGGCUGCCCCUUCAAUUCGAGAACCCGUUCUGUGAAUCUAGGGACAGAAGAUGGCGUUAAAAAGAAUUAAUAAGGAACUACAAGACUUGGGGAGAGACCCGCCAGCACAAUGUUCAGCAGGUCCUGUCGGCGAUGACCUGUUUCACUGGCAAGCAACGAUCAUGGGUCCGCCAGACAGUCCUUAUCAGGGUGGCGUAUUCUUCUUAACAAUACAUUUCCCUACAGACUACCCAUUUAAACCACCAAAAGUGGCUUUUACAACACGCAUAUAUCAUCCAAACAUCAACAGUAACGGGUCGAUCUGUCUCGACAUCUUAAGAUCUCAAUGGUCUCCCGCCCUGACAAUUUCUAAGGUGUUGUUAUCAAUUUGCUCUCUGUUGUGUGAUCCCAAUCCCGACGAUCCGUUGGUUCCAGAAAUCGCCAGAAUAUAUAAAACUGAUCGGGAAAAAUAUAACGAACUUGCCCGGGAGUGGACAAGAAAGUAUGCUAUGUGA
Messenger RNA from Anopheles nili, 817 nucleotides. Its product is annotated as ubiquitin-conjugating enzyme E2-17 kDa. Gene Ontology annotation, molecular function: ubiquitin conjugating enzyme activity. Gene Ontology annotation, biological process: protein polyubiquitination; ubiquitin-dependent protein catabolic process. The transcript has 7 exons. NCBI's taxonomy places the organism in Eukaryota, Metazoa, Arthropoda, Insecta, Diptera, Culicidae. Gene Ontology annotation, cellular component: nucleus. The record is from RefSeq and is a predicted model, not a curated record. The coding region runs from base 374 to 817 and encodes 147 amino acids.